GGCAUUGUAUUGCUCAAUAAAGGUUUUUUUUUUUUUUUUUUUUUUUAUUUAAAAACUGUGUCGCAAAAUAGUCACAUAUGUUUUUUGCUCUUAUUUUGAAGGUCAGGCAUGCAAACCGGAAGUCUUAUCCUGAGAUGACGCUGAUUAGAAUACAAAAACAUUCCGCCCACAUAACAGACUUGACUGAGCGCUGUUCAGUCACAGCAGCAGAGUUAACUCUGUAAAGUAAAUACACUAAGAGAUGGAGACAUUACACAGUGUCCUGGGCUUUGAGUGGAUGGACAGCAGGAGUGUUUUGAUAUUUCUGUGUGUCUUUCUGUUGUUGGCUCAUGUUUUGCAGAACAGAGCGCCGCCAAACUUUCCUCCAGGACCGUGGGCUCUUCCUUUCAUUGGCGACCUUUUUCGCAUGGAUCCCAGCAGGAUCCACCUGCAGAUGGGAGAGUUUGCAGAGAAAUACGGAAACAUUUUCAGCCUCCAGAUCUUUGGUGGAAGAGUUGUAGUCCUGUAUGGCUACAAGCUCGUGAGAGAGGCCCUGGUCCAAAGAGGAGAGGACUACACAGAUCGCCCCUCUGUGCCACUGUUUGAAGCAUUAGUUGGGAGAAAAGGUCUGGUGAUAUCGAACGGCCCUCCAUGGAAGGAGCAGAGGAGAUUUGCUCUUCGUACACUCAGAAACUUCGGUUUGGGCAAGAAGACGCUGGAGACAUCCAUCCAGCAGGAGUGCCAUUAUCUCAUUGAGGCUUUUGCCCUUGAGCAAGGGAAGCCGUUUAACACCCAGACACUGAUAAACAACGCUGUGUCCAACAUCAUCUGCUGCCUGGUGUUUGGAGAACGCUUUGAGUACACUGACAAGCAGCACCAGAAUAUUCUUCAGAUCUUCAACGAGCUAUUGUACUUACAGGGAGGUGUGUGGGCACAGAUUUAUAAUGUAUUUCCCUGGCUGAUGAAGUGGCUGCCUGGACCUCACAAGAGGAUAUUCACUCUGACACAAUAUAUUAUUGACUAUGUACAAGCCAAGGUCAGUGAACACAGAGGGAGCUUUGACCCGUCCUCACCAAGAGACUACAUCGACUGCUUCCUCGCUGAGAUGGAAGAGGUGAGUGACAAAGAUUCUGGUUUUGAUUUAGAAAAUUUGAGUAUUUGCGCUCUGGACCUGUUUGGUGCUGGAACUGAAACCACGACCACGACUUUACACUGGGGACUGCUGUACAUGAUCUACUACCCUCACAUACAAGAGAGAGUCCAGGCUGAGAUAGAUACUGUCGUUGGUUCAUCCAAACAGCCCUCGAUGACUGACCGAGAAAACAUGCCCUAUACUGAUGCCGUCAUCCAUGAGAUCCAGAGGAUGGCCAACAUUCUUCCCCUCAAUGUGAUCCGCAUGACAAGCAAGGACACCACACUGGACAAGUACACACUGCCAAAGGGCACCCCUGUCCUGCCCACGCUGAUCUCGGUUCUACGUGAUGAGACGAUGUGGGAAACGCCACACUCCUUCAACCCUCAACAUUUUCUGGACCAGGACGGCAAAUUUAGGAAGAGAGAGGCCUUCCUCCCCUUUUCAGCAGGUAAGCGUGUGUGUCUCGGGGAGCAGCUGGCCAGGAUGGAGUUAUUCCUCUUCUUCACCUCCCUCCUUCAGAGGUUUUCUUUCUCAGCACCUGCUGGAGAGCAGCCCAGUCUGGAUUACAAGUUAGGAGCCACUCUGUGUCCCAAACCUUACCGCCUCUGUGCCGUACCACGAUAAACCACCGCCUGCUUCAAACUGAACCAUCACCAACACACAGAGUCCAUGUGUCUAACUACAGCUAUCUUGUGAUGCAUCAAAAAGUGGUUAUAAUGAAAGAUAAAUGGAAACUUCUUCCUCUUUCUUUAAUAGGUUGUGUGACUGUUGUUAGGAUGGUGGUUCUUCCUACAUUACUUUACCUGUUUUAGAACAUUCCUAUCUACUUCUUAAGACUCUAGACUCCAUCAUUAUGCCCUUUGUCUGGGCCAACAAGCCUUCUUGCAUCUCUAAGACACACCUACAGAAGCCCUCGGCCUGCUUCAAACUGAACCAUCACCAACACAGUGUUUGUUCCACUGCAUGUAUCUUGUGAUGCAUCAAAUAUCUGCUGUAUUGUUAUUUUACUACAGUGACAGGGCUCAACACUAAAACUAACUAACUUUUGAAAGUGGUUGCCAUUUUAACUCCCCUUUAGUUAUCCAUCAUGCAGUUAUACUGUACGUCAGCUUAAUAAUGAAAAUGUGACAUAAAAUAAUGUUUAAUGUUUUAUCACAUGAACUGAACAAAAUUCUUUUUAGUUUGUGUUUUGACACUUUAUAGAAUUUGAAUCUCAUCAGUUAACGUGUCAUCUCGUCAGUGGGAGUGCCAGCUCUUGCAUCCUCCCCCUCACUAUAUCGUCGAGCUCCAGUGGUUGUCUAGCCCAGUGGUUCCCAGCCGGUCCAGCCACUGGGUCCAGAUUUGUCCUCAGUCAUUAGUUCAAGGUCCACACAGUUUAAUAUAUUCAGCGUCAUACUUGCCUUUGGCCAUGUUUUCAAGCUAGUGUGCUGUCUGCGUCAAGUAGCUGUCUGUUAGUCACUCACUCUAGAGCAGGAAAUGGCACUUCAAAAUAAAAGCUCUGGCCCAGAAAUUCACUGUACUUCAAAAUAAAGUGUAUUCUUUACAAACCUGAUACAUUUGCGAGUCGCCUGCGGUCCAUUCAGAAUGGACCCACAACCCACUUUAGGACCGCGACCCACCAGUUGGGAACCACUGGUCUAGCUUCAUGGUUCUGUAGGAUGUUCAACCUUAAACUAGUGAACUUAACGUGUCACUUAUCGAGGUGUAAGUUGUACAUGCUUUGCAGUAUAACUUUACGUCGAGUGUAAAGAUGCCAGGACACGUCCCCUCACAAGACUUUCACAGAGUUGCCUUCUGUUUUUCAGUCAGGUUCAUCUGUUUAUUUGUCAGUUGUAUCAAUUUGCACAUUAGUUUGGGAUGUUGACAAGUUAGUCGAGCUUUUCAUGCAACUUAAUUUGCUUCACCAUUGGCUCUUAAACAGGUGCCUGUAUGCAUGAGUUAAUGCACCACUGCACAUGCAGCGCUGCCUGGUUCUGACUAGAGCAGCAGGAUUUACAGGGACAGUUCACCCGAGAAUAAAAAACAUAUUUUCCCUCUUAUCUGUUACUGAUCAGUCUAGAUUGUUUUGGUGUGAGUUGCUGAGUGUUGGAGAUAUCAGAGACGUCUGCUUUCUCUUGUACAUAAUAUCACUAGAUGACACUCGGAUUGUGGCGCUUAAAGCACCAAAAAACUACAUUUAAAUCAGGAGAGACUUUUUCUGAGAGAUGAUUUACAUUUACAGAAGUAUGAGUAAUGUGAAAAGCAAUUUGACCCCAUCGUGAUGUCAUCUAUUCCAGGAGGGUGGUAAAGACAUGGUAGAUCAGGAAGUCUAGUUGCUGGUGGUGAUGAGUUGAGGUGAGGUGAGGUGAGGACGGAGCUGAGGAUAUGGAUGUGAAGAGGAGUGGGCUUUUAAUGAGCUUGUCCUGGGCUCUGGAUGAGGUGGCAGGAGGUGAAUGGGGUGCGAUGAUUCCCCUAAAAUGACAGCUGAGAGGAGAAGGGAUUUAAAGUUUGGCAGCAGCAGCAUGAAUGGCUGAAGGAGAUCAUGGCAAAGUUUGAUUGGCUAACUGGGAAAGGGAACACCCAGAGUGGAAGUGGGAUAGAGAGAGAACUGUGAAUAAGUGUGGCAUAAAGAACGUCUUCCUGAUUGAACUAAGGCUGAGCUUCAUUUGAGAAACUCAACAGCAAUGUCUCUGUCCAGAAAUCAU
Molecule: messenger RNA, 3798 nt
Organism: Epinephelus fuscoguttatus (brown-marbled grouper)
Lineage: Eukaryota; Metazoa; Chordata; Actinopteri; Perciformes; Serranidae
Product: cytochrome P450 2J4-like
Exons: 9
Coding region: 242-1738 (498 amino acids)
Biological process (GO): xenobiotic metabolic process
Cellular component (GO): cytoplasm; intracellular membrane-bounded organelle
Molecular function (GO): iron ion binding; heme binding; oxidoreductase activity, acting on paired donors, with incorporation or reduction of molecular oxygen, reduced flavin or flavoprotein as one donor, and incorporation of one atom of oxygen
Source: RefSeq, a predicted model, not a curated record